AUGGGUGGCAGAAGGUCUUAUCUUAUUAAGAUAACCAAGACAUGUUUUGGGGAAACAACGGAGGAGAUAGCACGCAAUUGUUUAAGUGAGUUGGUGGAAAGGUGUGCGGUUCAAGUGGGAACAACUGGUUCAAGUGGGACAAUGAAAACGUGUCGGAUCCAUGACCUUACACGAAACUUGUGUUUGUUGAAGGCAAAAGAGGAAAGCUUUGUACAUAAUUGCUAUUCUUUGCAAGAAAAUGAAGCAACUAAUCCUUUUACUUCUUCUAUGGUAGCCAAGGCAGCACCAUUAGGGAAAGUUCGAAGACUUUCAAUUUACUUGGAUGAGAACCCUGAUAGGUUGCUUUCAUCAAGAUAUGAAACAAAUGGCCAUGAGAGAGUCUUGAAGAUUGAAGAUAUGAAAGUAGAAGUAGAGUUGCCAAGUGAAAUUGGAAAUAUCAUCCACCUAAGGUUUCUAAGUGUGAGGGGUAGCAAAAUGAAAAGGUUUCCACCAUCCCUAGCAAGAGGUAACCUGAAGCUGUCUACUCUUGGUCAUUUACAGACCUUAGAUGUGCUUUCAACUGAGUAUUGUGAUUUGAAAGAUGUUGCUGGAUUAACCAGUCUUAGAGAACUGAACAUAAAACUGGCAAACUCCGUGGAAAAUCUCGAGGAAAUUUUGAAAUUUGCAGGCAGCAUGCUAAACCGUAUCCGGUCUCUAUUUGUGUACAUUGAUUAUAACUCUGCAAGGAAGAGUAGUUAUGAGGAGCAGGUUAGGCAAAUAGUAUCAAGUUGUCGGCAUAUAUACAAAUUGAAGCUGUUUGGGCCAACCGCAGAAUUGCCGAAAGAGCUCCACAGCUAUCCAAACCUCGCCAAGUCACAAUUGCGUAGGUAUGGUCUCAAGGAGGACCAAAUGGGAAUACUAGAGAAGAUACCAAACUUGACAACUCUACGCCUCAUAAAUGAAGCUUUCGAGGAGAACACAAAGAUACUGGUUUUCUCCAAAGGCGGCUUUCCUUCUCUUGAAUUUCUUUUCGUUUAUGGCAGGCGCGAAAUAACAGACUGGAGGGUAGAGGAAGGAGCCAUGCCUAGUCUCUGUCGAUUGCACAUUGAAUAUUGCAGGGGAUUGACGACACUUCCAGAUGGGCUAAGAUAUCUUACUAAUCUCAGGGAAUUAACCAUUACAGGGAUGUCUAAAGAACUCCACAGUAGGAUUCAGGAAGAUGGAGAGGAUUUCUGUAAAAUUCAACAUGUACCUUCCCUUGUAAUUGGAGAAGCGUACUGA
Molecule: messenger RNA, 1260 nt
Organism: Prunus persica (peach)
Lineage: Eukaryota; Viridiplantae; Streptophyta; Magnoliopsida; Rosales; Rosaceae
Product: putative disease resistance protein At1g50180
Exons: 3
Coding region: 1-1260 (419 amino acids)
Source: RefSeq, a predicted model, not a curated record